Acanthisitta chloris (rifleman) is the source of this 1071-nucleotide messenger RNA. Its product is annotated as rabphilin-3A-like. The annotation marks the transcript as partial. Lineage: Eukaryota; Metazoa; Chordata; Aves; Passeriformes; Acanthisittidae. Gene Ontology annotation, cellular component: membrane. The record is from RefSeq and is a predicted model, not a curated record. The transcript has 10 exons.
AGGGAGGAGCGAGGAGGAGGCUAUGCCACCCCCCAGGGCAGGGAGGAGCGCCCAGCCUGGCAACCCCCUGCCCAGCCCCAGCCCCAGGCUGCCCCGCAGCGCCAGCAGCCCAAGGAGGAGGAGGAGGAGGAUGCCAACAGCUACGACUCGGAUGAAGGCACCACGCUGGGAGCACUGGAGUUCAGCCUGCUCUAUGACCAGGAGAACAGCUCCCUGCACUGCACCCUCAUCAAGGCCAAGGGCUUAAAACCGAUGGACUCCAAUGGCCUGGCAGAUCCUUAUGUCAAGCUGCACCUCCUGCCUGGAGCCAGCAAGUCAAACAAGCUGAGGACGAAGACGCUGCGCAACACACGUAACCCUGUGUGGAACGAGACCCUGGUGUACCACGGCAUCACAGAUGAGGACAUGCAAAGGAAAACCCUCAGGAUCUCUGUGUGUGACGAAGACAAAUUUGGCCACAAUGAGUUUAUUGGAGAAACUAGAGUUGCCUUGAAAAAAAUCAAAGCCAAUCAGAAAAAGAACUUCAACAUCUGCCUGGAGAGAGUAAUACCAAUGAAGCGCACUGGAACCACUGGCGCAUCCCGUGGGAUGGCUCUGUAUGAAGAGGAGGUAGAUCGUGGUGGGGACGUGGAGGAGCGUGGCAAGAUCCUGGUGUCCCUGAUGUACAGCACACAGCAGGGUGGGCUGAUCGUGGGCAUCGUUCGCUGCGUGCACUUGGCAGCCAUGGAUGCCAACGGAUACUCAGAUCCCUUCGUCAAGCUUUGCCUGAAACCUGACAUGGGCAAAAAGGCCAAGCACAAGACACAGAUUAAGAAGAAAACAUUGAAUCCUGAGUUUAAUGAGGAGUUCUUCUAUGACAUAAAACACAAUGAUCUGGCUAAGAAGUCACUGGACAUUUCCGUGUGGGAUUACGACAUCGGAAAGUCGAAUGACUACAUUGGUGGAUGUCAGCUCGGCAUCACGGCCAAGGGGGAACGCUUGAAACACUGGUAUGAAUGUUUGAAGAACAAGGACAAGAAGAUCGAGCGCUGGCACACCCUGCAGAACGAGAACCACGUUGCCAGUGAUUAA